AUGUCGGCUUUCUCCGGAUCACUCCACAAGUUCACCCCGUACUGUCCCACUGAAGUCCGGAUGACUUUAGACCAGCUUCCUCCAGAACUCCUCAUACUUCUACCAUUUCACCUGGACACGAUCAAAGACGUUCUUUCACUUUCGAGCUGCUCACGAGCCCUGUAUCUCUCAUGCAGUCAUCCUGACGAUCGCGUUAUUCCACGGCUCGCAGCUGGAUCCGGAGAGUCUUUGUUCAGACCGCAUCCAAACCUCCUUACUGCUGCCAUGGCACGAAAGCUCGCGAAUUGGGCGGUCGACGGUGACUCAGAAAACCGGCGCUAUCGUUUGGAGGUCGCCAUCCAGAAUGGUGUGGAGGGCUUGCUCAGCCUCAUGGUCGAUGUUGUGACGCUUUCCAUGGUGGAAGUACGUGCAUUGAAGGUGUACGAGCGCGAAGUGCUUUCUCGGGUCUCCCUCCAUCCCUCAGGAGAGGGAACAAAUGGGAACGACUUGGAGAGGUUGGCUUUGCUGUCUUGGAUCACAUACGGGGAAUUGUUCCACCAUUCAAUCGAAGUCGGGCAACACACUGUGAAACCGCUGAGCACAGUGACGCGACUGAAAUGGAUCGUGUUCUGUAUGCCUGAUGUUUACUGUUAUUGGAAUCUGGCGUUCUCGGACUUCUCGCGACGACUGAAGGCUGCAGCCAAGGACAAAUAUAAAACCAGCCAGCAACAGCGCGCAAUGCUCGAUUUGAUCGACGCAUAUCCUGGUCUCAAUCCGAAACGAUGGCGAGCACUUUUGGAGGAAGAGGAGGAGUCUUAUCGCGCCACGCAGCUUGCAGUGGUCUCCUGUGGCUUCAAGGGGCUUGAAUAUCUUGUGUCUUCAGCCAGUCUGCUAGUCACGCUGAAGAUAAUUCUGCUUACGGAGGAUCUUCGCCAGUCCUCAGGCGAUAGAUGGGUGUAUGCGCCCACGCCCGCUCUUGCAGAUGAUUUAUAUAUGACAUUGUGGGGCGAGAGGACCUCCAACACCCAGUCUUGGACCGAAGAAAUGGUGGAAAGGAAAGACGCCUUGAUGGAGGAGAUCAGGAAAAACAAUGUCACUGUCCUUCUCGGAGAGACGGGUUCUGGGAAGACGACUCAGGUUCCGCAAUAUCUCCUCGAAUGCGGUCUGGCGGGCUCUGGUAUCAUUGGUGUAACGCAACCGCGGAAGGUUGCAGCUACAUCACUUGCCGCUCGCGUUUCUGAAGAGCAGGGCACCGUUCUCGGACGACUGGUUGGAUAUUCGGUCCGAUUCGACGAGCAGUGCGGACCAGAAACGCGGGUGAAGUAUAUGACGGACGGCAUGCUCACACGAGAGCUUCUUGGCGACCCACUGCUCACCAAGUACUCGGUGCUUAUCAUCGACGAAGCCCACGAACGAACAUUGCGUACCGAUCUGCUGCUGGCCAAUUUGAAGCGCAUAUUGCGAGAGCGGAAUGGCGACAGCCAGGGAAAAGGAAAAGGGAGGCCUAAUCCUCUGAAGGUUGUUAUCAUGUCUGCUACUCUCGAUGCGGAGAAGUUCAGCAAGUUUUUCUCCGAUGCAAAGAUCAUAUACGUCAAGGGUCGACAACAUCCUGUAAAGGUCUACCAUGCCGCACAAAGUCAGACAGACUAUGUUGAGGCCGCCUCUCGCACGUUCUUCCAGAUCCACGUCGACCAAGGACCCGGGGAUGUUCUCAUCUUCCUUCCUGGUCAGGAGGACAUUGAGAGCCUGCAGCUUUCCAUCGAGGACUUCGCUCGUAAACUGCCGCCAGACCACGCACAGGUCCUCGUUGUCCCUAUGUUUGCUGCCCUCCAGCAGACACAGAUGCAGCGCAUUUUCACUCCGACGCCACGAAAAGUACGCAAAUGUAUCCUUGCCACCAACAUCGCGGAGACGUCGAUCACUAUCCCGGGAGUUCGUUAUGUCAUCGAUACGGGCAAGAGCAAAGAAAAGCGUUAUCUGGCAGGCUCAAACGGAGGAGGUUUCGAUACUCUUCUCACUCGCGACAUUACCAAAUCCAACGCCAUGCAACGUGCUGGGCGUGCUGGGCGUGAGGGCCCUGGGGUGUGCUAUCGUCUGUUUACCGAAGACGCCUUUUCUGUGAUGCAUGACUCUCCCGAGCCAGAGAUACUGCGAUGCAGUCUCAGUCAAGCGAUGUUACACCUGUUCUGUUUAGGACAGGAUCUGCAGGAGCUCGACUUGAUGGAUGCGCCAAAUGCAGAGGCUCUUUCUGCUGCUCUGCGAACUUUGUUCUUGCUGGGUGCACUGGAUUCACAUCGUGCUGUUACCCCCCUUGGACGUGUGAUGGCGUCGUUUCCCUUGGAGCCGGCCUUUGCACGGGCUCUCGUCGCUUCGGCCGAACUCUCGUGCACGACCGAGGUGCUUGAUAUUGUCUCAGUCCUCUCCGCCUCCUCGAAGAUCUGGCUGGAUGUUACGGAUAAACGCGCAGAUAUCCUCGAGGCUAGACGAAAAGUAACACAUCCAACGGGAGAUCAUAUGACGAUCCUGAAUACCGUUCGAACGUACCGAGCUGUCGGUGGUGAAACGGAGGACAAGGUAGCGAGAACUGCACGCAAAGAGUGGGCUCGACAGCACUAUGUCAACGAGCGCACCAUCCGAGAGGCAACGGCAAUCCGGGAGCAGCUUCGGGAAUGCUGCAGCCGUGCUGGGAUCGACUGGCGCUCGAGUUGCGGAGACCUAGAUGAGCCGGUGUUGAUGAGUUUGGCGCACGGCCUGGCUCCGAAUUCAGCCCUCAUCGGACCCGACGGCAGCUACAAGCAGAUCAUGGGCCAUUCGGUGGUCAAGAUUCACCCGAGCUCCAGCGUGGCCGAUAAGAAGUUCCCAGCGAUUAUCUUCGACGAGCUGGUUUACACCAACCAAGUUUACGCCCGAGGUGUUUCCUCCAUCUCCAAAACAUUCUUUGCCAAGCACGGAGUUUUGUCCCAGCGAGCCGUCUGAUCGCUCAAUCAAGGACUGCACCAGGGAACAUCCUACAACUGGACCGGCGUCGAUGUGUCUAAGCGGGAUGACAUCGCUGCGAGACCACACGGUCUACCUAGUCUAGCCACUGUUCGAUUACUCUUUGUUACAUUGGCUGUGCAGGUCCACUGCGAAACACGGUCCAAGUCUCUGUCUAACCUGCCGUGAUCAUCGAAGUCGCCGACGAACAAUCCUGUCUGGUCCGCCGUGUGUCUUGAGCGCUGGGAAGGGUUCAGCAAUUAAUCAUCCAGACGACAAGAUCGCUUGUCGCUCCAAUGUUGAGGCAACACCUUGGCAGGCGGAACUCCAAUGGCAACCACGGCUAUCCAGAGCUCAAGGUAGAGCCGCGAAAUCCAGUCAGUGUUCGCGGCGUCGAAUGUGCCCUUACCUUUUGGUUGUUCCCCUCAAGAUCUCGAUUUGAGCCAGGGAGACCGAGCCUGUACUUUGCAAAUGCCUCCAGCAUCAACCUCCGGCGCAGCCCAGAAUCGCUGGUUGCUCCGCCACCGUGUAUGAUCUGCGUCCGAUACUCUGCUGGGAUGUUCUCCGCAGGAGCGUCAGCAGUGGAGACGACACCGGGACAGCGAAAUAGAAGCAGGUGUUCUCCAGAUGCAAUGCAAUCCCUGAUUGUAAUAUCAUAUUUCGGUAGAGCAUGGCGCGCGUCAAAACAACGUAGAGCAUGGGGCACAGUGAAAUUUGGUUUUCCUUCGAAUUAUGAGAAUAGAGGGUGAAUUCAAC
Messenger RNA from Mycena citricolor, 3711 nucleotides. NCBI's taxonomy places the organism in Eukaryota, Fungi, Basidiomycota, Agaricomycetes, Agaricales, Mycenaceae. The record is from the annotation of a GenBank genome assembly.